AUGGCAAAGUCACCAAAAAAAUUAUCAUGGAUUGAGAUGUUAAAUGAAUCAACGGGAAGAGAUAUAAAAAAAGAAGCAACUCAGAAUAAUUUUAAUGAAACACAAUAUGCACCAAUGGAUAAUUCUGAUAUGGAUUAUAAUGUUCAUCGUUCUUCACUUCGAAUUUCAUCUAUCAACAAAUCAAAGAAAACAAAUAAUAAACAACAACAAAAUACAUUGCCUAAAUACACACUAAAAACAACAUCAUUAUCAUCAUCAAAUAUGUCUUCAACUAUUAAACAACAACCAUUUAGUCCAGUAGCUUAUAAUUCAUUUUCAAAUGAUUUUCAUAAUCACAAUCAUCAUCGAUCCUCAACAACGCCAUGCGACAAUGAAAAAUUAUCAUCAACAUCAAAUAAUAUUGCAGAAAGUUCUUCAACAUCUACAUUAGUAUCAGCAUCGACAACAGCUAGGACAGGAGGAGGUCCAAAAUCUCCAGAAGAUAGACGCCGUUGUGCUGUAUGCAGUGAUGUUGCUUCUGGUUACCAUUAUGGUGUAUGGAGUUGUGAAGGAUGCAAAGCAUUCUUUAAACGAAGUAUCCAAGGUACAAAUGAAUAUAUUUGUCCAGCAACAAAUACAUGUACUAUUGAUAAACAUCGUCGUAAAAGUUGUCAAGCAUGUCGUUUAAGACGAUGUUAUGAAGUUGGUAUGACAAAAGGUACAACACGACGAGAAGGAAAAUAUCGAAGAAAAGCUGUAUCAGUUUGUAAAAUAACAUCAACUUCAAAUGCAGCAGCAAAUAAUACAAAUGUUAAUAAUCAAGAACAUGCAGCAUCAGCUUCAACAACAAAUACACGAACAGCAACUGGAACAUCUUCAGGAUCUCAACCUAUUCAUAAUAGUAAUGCUUUAUCAUCACCACAACCACAAAUUAACAAAACAACAUCAGACUCUACACGUAUUCCAAUCCCAACUGCUGAAUUUCUUUCAAUUCUAUCUCAAGCAUCUCGUCUUAAUUUACUAGCUAAAGUCGAUACAAAUCGUCCAUUAGAUGAUCAAUAUUUUCUUCAAUUACUUGCAAAAGUUUUCGAUCAAGAAUUAGUUGUUCUUAUUAAUUGGGCAAAAUCUAUGCCAGGCUAUACAGAAAGUUUAACACUUGACCAACAAGUAACAAUAAUCGAACAAAGUUGGUUAGAUACAUUAAUUCUCGAUAUAAUCGAACGAUCAUUAGAACGUAAUGAUGAUGUACUUCAAUUUGCACCUGAUUUUAUAAUCCCACGAAAUCGUCAUUUAUCAAGUCCUGUUCUGAAUUUAAUAUGUAUACAUUUAUUUAAUAUACUUCAAGUAUUUAAAGAUCCACAUACAACACAUGAAGAAUUCAUUGCACUUAAAGCUACAAUACUUAUUAAUUCAAUUUCAACAACCAUAGCAUCAACAAAAGCUUUUCGUUUAUUAACAAAUCAAAUUUAUCAAGCACUACAACAUACAUGUGAUGCUAACCCUAGUAUCUAUCAUGAUAAUUAUAUUCGUCAUACGACACUUUUAUUACAAAUACCACAUAUUAAAAUGUUAAGCUCAAAAUUAAUAAGACUGUUUUUACAUAUGCGUAGUAAUGAGUUAUUACCACAAGCUGAUCUGUUGUUAGAAAUGCUUGACGCACAAGAUACAAUGGAUAUAUCAUUUAAUAUGAAUGUAAAUAAUCUCUCAUCACAUACAGAAAAUUGUGCUCCAAAUUCCUUAAUAAAUAAUAAUAUAUCAUCAACAUCAUUUGAAAUUGAUAAUUCAUCCAUAUAUUCAAAUCAAUAUCCAAAUAUGUUAACAAUAGAUAUAGAUAAAGAUAAUAUGCUUCAUUUACCUGGAAAACGUUCGCCCUCAACACCACCUCCUUCAUUUUAUAAACCAAUAUCAGACAAAUCCACAACAGCAAACGAACAUUUUUUUUAA
Rotaria sp. Silwood2 is the source of this 1923-nucleotide messenger RNA. NCBI's taxonomy places the organism in Eukaryota, Metazoa, Rotifera, Eurotatoria, Philodinida, Philodinidae. The record is from the annotation of a GenBank genome assembly.